Molecule: messenger RNA, 3064 nt
Organism: Daldinia loculata
Lineage: Eukaryota; Fungi; Ascomycota; Sordariomycetes; Xylariales; Hypoxylaceae
Exons: 1
Coding region: 196-2889 (897 amino acids)
Source: RefSeq, a predicted model, not a curated record
CUUAAAUCUAAAUAUACGAAGAAGAGUCUAUAUUAUCAAUGUACGAUCACUCAAUUCUACGUAUCACGUGACUGUUUAAUACCAAAAUGGUUUUUAGGGAACCAUAAUCGACAGUGAAGCCACUCAGAUGAUCAGAGUAUAUUUCAUAAAUGAGAAAUUGUUGCUACCUUUAUCAAAAUUUUCAAGCUGUAUUACAUGGACACUAAUCCGCACCGCUUAUUGUAUUCGUUUAUUCUCAUAGGUAUCAUCUUCUCUCCAUCACUCUUCCAGCGAUACACCAGGAACUCAUGGGGACUACUACAGAUAGGUUCGCUGUAUACUCUAGGAGACUGUCGUCUGGGCGGGGAACCCGAGAUGGCUCGAUAUGAUUAUUCUCCCGAAUGGGAGGAUGAGCUUGAGGGUAAUAUCGACUCUGAGCUUUACGACGGGAUGAACAAUGAAAUGCAGCGUAUCGUGCAAAUGGUUGGCGACAACACCACUCUAGCUUAUGAGUUAAUAUCGCAAGAGAUACAAAAUAAGCAAGACCAAGGCCUCAUACACGAACAGACCUAUUCCCACGGCAUGUUUCACGAACCGAUGAUCGCCUAUCAGACGCCUCGGAAAAUUAGCGUGGAUGAAGUGCGGAAGUUCGCGGAGCCCAUGAUCGCUCGUAUCUGGAAGAACUUCUAUGAGCUGCAAAGUAUUGUCGAACGCUACGAAGCAUCCAUUCAGGGGAAAUGGGAAAAUAAAUCCGAGGCUGAGAGACGGGAUGUAUUGAACCAAGCUUGGGGUUUAUCACCGCCGAUGGCUCGUGAGCAUCGACCUGACUUGACGCACCUAAAACACCAAUGCAUCGGGCUCGUAUGUAAUGAGGGCAAUAACACUAAUGUCUCGAAGCGGCCCCAUUUCUUGUGGCCCAAUAUCAACCUCGAAGAUCUCAGCAAGACAGAACCAUUCUUACUCUUGCUUAACGCUCGCGGUAGGAAUCCGCCGUCGACCUUUGCCUUCGCCGAGCUUGAACCGCUCGUAUUUGGUAUUAAGUCCGGUUCUUUGCGUGUACCUCCAUUUCUGAACGGAUGGAAUAUGAGAUUUACGGGUAGAGAUAGUCCUGAUACUUACGGAGAGCUGGUCUCUUGGGAAGACGACCCUGAUGCACGUCAGCAGCUACAUCGCCGUCGUGAUGUAAGCCCCGGCGAAGGACUCUGGAUCCUCGAGAUACAGGACCGCCUGUACCAAUUCUUGCUCGAUACAUGCAAGAUAAUCCUCCACGACUUGGACCUGGAAGACAAGCAGAGUCAAGCCGAGCCGAAGCCCCCUGUCUCGAUCGCCAAGUAUAAAGGCGAUAUUGCUACCUCUCUCAUAUUCUCUCAAUAUGAGUCUAUUUACCACGUACCCGCAAAGUUUGAUAUUAGACGGCUUCAGAGUCUAAUCGGCGCCAAGCUAUCUCAAGUUGAAGAUACCCUAUGGGCAUUGCGCGAAGAUCCUGGUUUUUUUGCCUCUAGCCUCUUGGGGCUGUACCAACACCGCCCUGAGCAUAUCCUUGACGUCAAUGGCAAUAUCUACCCGUCUGUAGCGACUGAGGAUGGCUGCGAAGAAGUGCUAGUCUCUACCGUUCGCUCUAUGCUAAGUUACUACUUGCCCGUUGUCGAGAUUUGGGGCCACGUGUACGAACUAGUCAACCGCCUCGUCUUAUUAAAAGAAGAGCUUUUCGAUCGCAUCGAAGCCGAUACGCGGCUGGAAGAUGACCUACCACUUGACUUAGAAGUGGCAUUCCGCUCGUUGCGGCACCAUUUAGACCAUUUUCUAAAAAAGCUUCUUCCCGCAGUCAAUAGGUGGGCGCGCUGGUCACCACCCAUCCAGCCCCUAUACCGAUUGAACGUUCCCGAAAGCCCGGACGCAAAGCUGAGCAUCACAACUGGUAGCACCGAGCCGAACCCAAUAGAAGCUGUUUAUCUUUGGCUGCUGCACAUGAUGGCCGAUCCGACCAACCUGAAAAACAUUGGAGUCACCUCGUGCGUCCAAGAGGUAGAGCGUAUCGCCCACGAUCCGGAAGGCCGGAAGUUGUUUACGCCCUUUGUAGCAGAACAGUUUUCUGAUAUCUUCGUCAUGGCCGAAAGUAUACGCCAGAUAGCGCUCUUUCAACCGUGGGCAGCAACGUUCGAGACUCAAAUAAAAGAUAAGGGCGCGCGGAGGCAAAUAUCUGACGAGUUCAUGCAUACUGCUAAGGCCCUGGGUCCCUUAUAUAAGCUCGAAUUGCCUAGUAGUGCGGGAAAGCUCGGCGCUGUGCUGACUAGAAUGAGAUAUCCCGUAGAUGAACCUCUUAACAAGAGUAAUGUCGAGGCUAUGCGAGCGGCUGAGAAAAUUCUAGAUACCUUCUGGGAUGAGAUAAUAAACCAACUCCGACAGGCCGGGCUCUGGACUGGACGCGUAAGGGAUGUACUUAGCAAAGAGCCUGAGCGGACACGUCCGUGGAUCAAUCCGUCUGACAAUAUUGGAGAAGAUACGACCGGUAAAGUCGAUGACCCCUAUUCGCCAAAAGUAAAGGAGCAGCAGCAGCAGAAGCCCCCGUUAGAAGUUGACGAGCGCGCAAGAAAAGUCUUCGCUACGCUUUUCCACGUGCCAUCCACCAGCAGGCCCUCAUCACGGGGGGAAAUUUCAUGGGAAGACUUCCUCUACGCCAUGCAUCACGUCGGUUUUGAGAUCAAUGAGCUUGGCAGAUCGAACUGGCACUUCACCCCCGGACCUACAUUACUAGAUCGAGGCCAAGGAUAUACGCGCGCCAUCCAGUUCCACGCGCCGGGCCCCGGCGCGAAUAUAACGUCUCUUAUGGCGAGGAUAUACGGCAGAAGACUUGCUAGAACGUAUGGGUGGCGUGGCGAGAUGUUUAUUAAAGAAGAUGGCAGCGAAUAAGGAUGCUGGGAUGUUUUAACGUAGGUAGCAAGAUGUUUACGAGAGUUUGAUUUUUCUAAGAUACCCUUGGAGAUAUUUGUAGAAUGGGUUUUUUUAUAACGAUUACGCAAUUGCAACGCCUAUUGAUUUUAAGAUAGGUUUAUAGAGCAUUCAUUCGUGGCGUAUACUCGUAGGU